GAUCGCGACAGUUGGCAUGAAAUGGUCAUAACGCGCAGUAAGGCAUGCUACAGUCACUUAAAAUUCCGUCCAUUCACAUUUAACCUUGGCCUUAGUGAGCAAGACUAUCAUCCUAAGAAUAAAGUUCUGUGAUGUGAAGUAGUCGUUAUCUGUCAGGCCAUUCAUGAACAUGGCGUCACCAGAUUUCAGUGCAGUGAAUUCCGAGGAACUUACUGAAAUAAUAGACGUGUGUACGCGAUGCUUCGCGGAUAAAAGCGAGAAGAGGAUUGAUUUAAUUCCUGGAGCUUACAGAGAUGAAAACGGAAAACCAUGGGUACUACCAUUCAUACUUGAUCUGGAAAAGAAACUGCUUAAAUCGGACACAUAUAAUCAUGAAUACGUGCUUUUCUUGGGGCUGGAUUCUUUCAACGAACUGGUGCCUCGCCUUAUCCUCGGGGAGAACAGUCCUGCCCUAAAGAGUGGAAGGGCAUUCGGUAUCCAGACCGUAAGUGGCUGCGGCGCCCUACGCAUUGGGGCGGAGCUCCUGGUCAGACAUGCCAAAUAUACCACCUUCUACAUUUCGGCACAGACAUGGGAUAACCAUGAAUCGACGUUCCUCUACGCGGGAUUUUCGACUUGUUGUCAGUACCGAUACUGGGAUCCUGUCAAGAAGGGCGUUGAUUUCGAGGGUAUGAUAGAGGAUCUCCAACAAGCCCCAGAAAAUGCUGUUAUUAUCUUACAAAUGUGCGCGCAUAAUCCAACAGGCUGUGACCUUACAAAGGAGCAGUGGAGUAAAGUAGCUGAUAUCAUGCAGGAGAAGAAGUUGUUCCCAUUUUUUGAUUCCGCCUACCAAGGUUUCGCCAGUGGCAAUUUGGAAGAAGACGCUUGGCCAGUUAGAUACUUUGUGGAUAGAGGAUUUGAGAUGCUUAUUACCCAGUCAUUUUCCAAGAACAUGGGACUUUACGGGGAUAGGACGGGAUGCCUUAUACUUCUACUGAAGGAGGGACGGCAAGAGGAAGUUGGUUCCAUAAGGUUGAUGCUGACGAUUAUUGCCAGAGCUCUGUACCUGUGUCCCACUAGACACGGCGCUGAAAUUGUGAUUCAGACCCUGCAAGACCCGGCCUUACGUAAGCAGUGGUUAGAAUGUCUUCAGACAAUGGUGACGCGUUUGAAGGCCGUAAGACAAGGUCUCAGAGAACGUUUGGAGAAACUGGGUACCCCUGGUGACUGGAAUCAUAUUACAACACAAAGAGGAAUGUUUUCGUUCACUGGUCUGACUAGUAAGCAGACGACCUAUUUAGCGAAGGAAUACCACAUGUACUUAAUGCCCAAUGGCAGAGCCAACUUGUGUUCCCUCAACAGCAAGAAUUUGGACAGAUUUGCACAAGCUGUUCAUGAUGCUGUAACAAGGGAGGCAGAUUAAAUGGAAAACAUGAACUUCAGUAAUAUUAUACUACAGCAGGAAAAUUAGUGCGUUGAAUAGUCCUUCAAGCACUAUCCUUAAUUCUUAAAGCUCAGUGUCGCCAUUUUAGGUUAUCACAGCUGUUCUUCUUUCAUGACUAAAUAAUAAAUUCCCUGAGAACAUUAGAUGUAGG
This is a messenger RNA of Cryptotermes secundus, 1574 nucleotides long. RefSeq names its product aspartate aminotransferase, cytoplasmic. NCBI's taxonomy places the organism in Eukaryota, Metazoa, Arthropoda, Insecta, Blattodea, Kalotermitidae. The transcript is spliced from 8 exons. Gene Ontology annotation, cellular component: cytosol. Bases 164 to 1402 code for a protein of 412 amino acids. The record is from RefSeq and is a predicted model, not a curated record. Gene Ontology annotation, molecular function: L-aspartate:2-oxoglutarate transaminase activity; pyridoxal phosphate binding. Gene Ontology annotation, biological process: L-aspartate biosynthetic process.